UGUUAGUCUCCUUCCAUUGUUACAUAUUGUUGCAUACUCUAAAUAGACUGUGAGUCAUACACGGGUUUGUAAGGAUUGAAAACUUUUAAGAAGUGGUUUGCAGCUUUUUUACUAGCAGGAAAGUGAUUUAAAUCCAGCAGGAUGCCGAAAAAGAAGAAAGCGUACGAUAAGAUUCCGAGUUAUAGAAAGUAUGAUUCAGAAGACGAUAAUAAGAUCAUAGACCCUGAUGAUGAUCCUCGUAAUAUGUUCACGAAACAGUGGAAGUUUUUUACACGGGAACAGUGGGGGGCGAAGCCCGGGUUUGCCCAUCGUCCGCUGCACACCCCGGUCAGGAAACUACGGGUGAUUUAUGACCUGAACAUGGACCGAUGUACGGUGACCAAGACCUGCAAGAAAAUUGUCUUCGGAAUACAGAGGAGGCAUUUACAUCUGGGGUGGCCUGACAUAAACCUCAAUUUCGUAAUAGCAGGAGAUGGAAAUGUUUACGAAGGUCUAGGCUGGACCAAGAAGAUCAUCAGACUUCCUCACCAUUCCCUGGAGACUGGGAACACCCUUGCCAUUGGCUGCAUCGGCAGAUACAACAGACUAACGCUUCCCCGCAGAAUAAAGAAAACACUUGAUCUAUUUAUAAAGAAGUCUGUAGAAGAUGGAUAUAUUGUAAAAGAAAUAUUUAAUGGAGAAUUCUGGAGGAUAAAACAAAGUUGUAAACUGUGAUUUUAACUUAAACUGUAUAAUUUUAACGGAAUUAGAAGAGCUCUGGUUGUACCAAAUGUUUUAGUUUGAAACAAGACAGUAAACUGCAUUUAUGGGUUUGUACUUAGACUAAAAUAAAACGCA
Molecule: messenger RNA, 837 nt
Organism: Macrosteles quadrilineatus (aster leafhopper)
Lineage: Eukaryota; Metazoa; Arthropoda; Insecta; Hemiptera; Cicadellidae
Product: peptidoglycan-recognition protein SC2-like
Exons: 4
Coding region: 142-714 (190 amino acids)
Biological process (GO): peptidoglycan catabolic process
Molecular function (GO): zinc ion binding; N-acetylmuramoyl-L-alanine amidase activity
Source: RefSeq, a predicted model, not a curated record